Molecule: messenger RNA, 4748 nt
Organism: Elgaria multicarinata webbii
Lineage: Eukaryota; Metazoa; Chordata; Lepidosauria; Squamata; Anguidae
Gene: MTHFD1L
Product: methylenetetrahydrofolate dehydrogenase (NADP+ dependent) 1 like
Exons: 28
Coding region: 10-2943 (977 amino acids)
Biological process (GO): tetrahydrofolate interconversion
Cellular component (GO): cytosol; mitochondrion
Molecular function (GO): ATP binding; formate-tetrahydrofolate ligase activity; methylenetetrahydrofolate dehydrogenase (NADP+) activity
Source: RefSeq, a predicted model, not a curated record
CCGAGCACGAUGCGGCUGUCUGCGCUCCGCCGCCUGCCCUGGAGACCGGUGGCGCCGGCAACCGGCCGGACUGCAAAGAAGAAGACCUGCGGCGAUGGCGCUCGGGCGCUGCUACUGCGCCCGGCUACUACCGCCGGCGCGUUCCUGCCUCACCGAGGACUAUGCGGCACGUGGAGCCGCUUGGACAAGCAACAAGCGGAUAGCAGCGGGACUCCCGGCUCCGCAGCCAGAGAAAUCAUUGAGAGCUCAAGGAAAGCUCUGAAUUUACUGCAGAUAGAACAUCCUACAUUUAAGCCAACACUUUCUGUUGUACAGGUUGGUGAUGAUGAUUUGGGGCAAGAAGUUAUCAGGAACAUUGCCGAAGAGGUUGGCUUGAAUAUUGUUCAUAUUUGUCUCCCUUGUGACUACACCGAAAGUGAGGUUGUAGAUGAAAUAAUAAAGCUCAACGAGAAUCCUAAAAUUCAUGGCCUUCUCCUUCGCCUCCAUAAAGAGUCAUAUACCAGCAAAAUAUUGAACGCUGUGAAACCAGAAAAAGAUGUGAAUGGAGUAACAGAUUUUAACCUGGCAAGAUUAGUGCAUGGGGACAUGCAUGAAUGUGUGGUUCCGCCAACUGCCAGUGCUGUGAUCAAGCUUCUGGAAAAACAAGCACGUACUACCCUAGAUGGGAAGAAGGUGUUACUUUUGGGAGUUCAAGGACCUUUGGAAAUCUCUUUGCAGUGCCUACUUCAAAGAAAUGGGGCCAUGACUAUGAGCUGCCCAUGGAAAAUGAAGCAACUUCAGACCAUGCUUCACGAUACUGAUAUGGUGGUGGUGGGCAGCACCAAACCUGAAGAAAUUCCAGUUACUUGGAUGGAACCUGAAUUGACCACUGUGGAUUGUUCACAUGACAUUUUAUGGGGACAGAAUGGUUCUGGUGAACAUCCAGUGAGACACAACAACUUCACUCCGGGUGAGGCUGUAGGUCAGCUUUCAAUGGCAAUGUGUUUGCAGAACUUGGUAAAGAUCGGUGAGCAAUGGAUACAAGCCCAGCAGUAUAAGAACUGGAAUCUUCGUUGCUUGAAGUUACAACCCCUUUCACCUGUUCCCAGCGAUAUUGAGAUUUCCCGAGGACAGAGUCCAAAAGCUGUUGAUGUGCUUGCCAGGGAGAUAGGAUUGCUCACAGAAGAAAUUGAAAUCUAUGGCCAAACCAAAGCGAAAGUACGCCUGUCGCUGCUGGAAAGGUUGAAGGAUGAGCCAGAUGGAAAAUACGUGCUGGUUGCAGGGAUUACACCAACUCCUCUUGGUGAAGGGAAGAGCACUGUAACAAUAGGUUUGGUUCAAGCUCUCACAGCCCACCUGAAAGCAAAUUCCUUUGCCUGCCUGAGGCAGCCUUCUCAAGGACCUACAUUCGGUGUUAAAGGUGGAGCUGCAGGGGGUGGAUAUGCUCAAGUCAUACCAAUGGAAGAGUUCAACCUUCACUUAACUGGUGAUAUCCAUGCCAUUACUGCCGCGAAUAAUUUGCUCGCUGCUGCCAUAGAUGCUAGGAUUCUGCAUGAAAACACUCAGUCUGAUAAGGCAUUAUAUAAUAGAUUGGUUCCAUUAAUUCAUGGAGAGAGGAAAUUUUCAGCGAUUCAGCUUGCGCGCAUGAAAAGGUUGGGGAUAACCAAAGUCGAUCCUGACAAGUUAACAGCAGAUGAGAUUAACAGAUUUGUGCGACUUGACAUAGACCCAUCUACAAUAACAUGGCAGAGAGUGGUGGACACAAAUGAUAGAUUCCUUAGGAAAAUAACAAUUGGGCAAGCAAAUACAGAGAAGGGGUUUUCUCGUCAGACUCAGUUUGAUAUUGCUGUCGCAAGUGAAAUCAUGGCAAUCUUAGCACUGACCAGCGGCCUGUCUGAUAUGAAAGAGAGACUUGGAAAAAUCGUAGUUGCUAAUAGCAAAGCAGGGCAACCAGUGACAGCAGAAGAUUUGGGAAUAACUGGUGCUUUGUCAGUUUUGAUGAAGGAUGCAAUUAAACCGACAUUAAUGCAAACAUUAGAGGGUACUCCAGUUUUUGUGCAUGCUGGACCUUUUGCAAAUAUUGCUCAUGGUAAUUCUUCUGUUUUGGCAGACAAAAUUGCCCUUAAAUUGGUUGGCAAAGAAGGAUUUGUAGUAACUGAAGCUGGUUUUGGUGCUGAUAUUGGGAUGGAGAAAUUCUUCAACAUCAAAUGCAGAGCAUCUGGCUUGGUUCCCAGUGUGGUUGUGCUUGUUGCUACAGUGAGGGCUUUGAAGAUGCAUGGAGGUGGGCCAAAUGUAACCGCUGGUGCCCCUCUUAAGAAGGAAUAUACAGAAGAGAAUCUCAAGCUGGUAUCUGAUGGUUGCAGUAACUUACGGAAACAAAUUGAAAUUGCCGAGCAAUUUGGGGUUCCUGUUGUAGUGGCUCUAAAUGUUUUCAGAACGGACUCUCCUGCUGAGAUUGCUUUAGUUUGUGAAAUUGCCAAACAAUCUGGAGCGUUUGAUGCAGUGCCAUCCAGUCAUUGGUCAGAUGGGGGCAGAGGAGCUGUGGCAUUGGCUCAGGCCGUAAGACGAGCUUCUAAUCAGCCAAAUAGCUUCAGGUAUCUGUACGACUUAGAGCUUCCCAUUGUUGAAAAAAUAAGAAUCAUAGCACAGAAAAUCUAUGGAGCUCAGGAUAUAGAGCUGUCUCCGGCAGCACAAUCUCAAAUAGAUCGUUACAGUGAACAGGGAUUUGGAAAUUUGCCGAUUUGUAUGGCAAAAACUCACCUGUCCCUCUCCCACAUGCCUGAGAAGAAAGGUGUCCCCACUGGCUUCAUUCUGCCUAUUAGUGAUGUGAGGGCCAGUAUUGGAGCUGGAUUUAUAUAUCCACUGGUGGGAACAAUGAGCACUAUGCCAGGAUUGCCUACGAGACCCUGCUUCUAUGACAUUGAUCUGGACCCUGAAACAGAACAAGUCAAAGGGUUGUUUUGAAAAAAAAGGACAAGCAAAAGCACAUCAGACUUCUGAAAAUUGCAGCUUCCGUGUUUCCUGGACAAGCAUAAAUUUGAAGAAUGCCUACAAAAUAUCUGCAAAAACCAAAAGUAGAAAAAUAUGCUUGUUCCUGUAGCCUUUCUGUAACGAAAACCAAAGCAAGAACAAAAAUUGGUAUUAACUAAUUUAUUCUAAAGUAUAAUAUAAAGGAAUCUUUUGCAAGACAUGCAAUUGUUUACUCUAGCAGAUGUGGGGAGGGAGAAGUGUUAUGAAAAAGAAAGGAGUUAGAAAACAUUAGGAUUGGACACUAUGCUUUGAGAUGUGAAAUCAAAUUGUUACCCUCACCUGUGUCAGCUUGGAAAAUCAACAUUAAAACAGUAGUGAUGCUUCAUACAGUGUAAUGCAUUUAAUAGACUACAGUUCAGCUUCUUGCAUUUAGAAGCUGAAGCACCAAAUAAAAUUAGUGGAAAUGUCUGAGUGAUUGGUCGGUUUCCCCUUGGUCACUGCUGAGGAGCAUGGGUGGAGGAAACUAGGGCUUCAAAUGAGGAAUCUCAUUUCAAAAAACAGCCCAGGAAUAUAAUAAAUUAUGAAAAUAGGCACUGUUUCCCCCCACCCCACCCUGGAAUCUGAGGCCAAAAAGUAAAGUCCUCAUAACUUCAUUAGUCUUGUUCUCUGCUAAAUGAGUUUGGGCUUACUGCUUUGAGCUAUUGUGUAUGAUAGCCCUAGAUAUCCUAAAAGUCAACAAGCUUUCUUUCUUUCAAGCCUUUCUUUCUUUUCUUUCUUGGGGGGACUCUCAAACUUCAGGAGAAAUGUUUGGGGCUGCAGUAGAGGGGAAAAGGCAGAAAAGCUUCCUUGCAUGUAUGACAUCUAGCACAGAAUUGGAUACAAACAUUUAUUUUGACGUUAUAGUUGCCAACCACAACAUUUCCCUCCCAAAAAUUCAAAAUGAACACCUUUUUCUGAUUUGAUAUAAAGUUUUGAUUGAUAGACCUACUAGCCAUAUCCAUGUGUAAUACCAUAAUUUAGUGCUAUGUGCUCAAGGAGAAAGGAACCUGCCUAAAGCCCUGGGGUUGCAUACUCUUCUCUGCUUCUCCCACAUGAACUGGAGGACGAAUAAGCCAAAGUUCCAUUUCAUUGUAGCACAUUCCUGGUUUGUCAUUGGCCUGGCUCACAUGACAUGGUAAGCCAUGGUGGGUUGUCAACCUUGUUUGUUUCAGGGUGGCUUGUCAUGAUGUCCAAACCUGGCAUGGUUUAAUCAGUGUGCAUUGCUAACCACACAAGCCACCUUGAGAACCCAUGACUUGUUUUUGGGGUGUUCAGGGUAGCUUGGUUUGUUGUGGUGUCCUGACCUGACAGAUUGGCUUGAGAGUGGAUUGUUAGCAUAGGUUAUGGAGCCACUUGGCAGAAAAUCCAGCCACUCCUCAUGAUCUCACUAAUGCCACCAUACUCACUCACUACUCCAUCGUCAGUGCUUUCCACUCCUCCACCAAUACAGAAUUGACACUUGGAAAUGUGCUGGAUGUGUUCCUAGCUUUUGCUUUUUUGGUCCUUCUGAAUUUCAUUUUUAAAUUAACUAUUUUUGCGGUCCUUCACAAAUACGAACAUUCGCCUGUCCACUACAUAUUCGAUUGAAUGUGAAAUUCAUUCAAAUUUCCCCUCUACAAUUUGUGAAAAUUUCCAAGCAAUACAGACCAUGAAAGCAGGGCAUCAUGAUCACUGACCACAUCUAUACUUAUUGGGGUUUUCUCAUUAUAAUCUACAUGAUCUCAGCUAUGUAACCCAAUAAAAAGUUUAUUUGUACUGAA